UGGAGGUAUGAAUUAAAGUCAAUUGUUUAUUGACGUGCUGUGCUUGUGUACACAAAACAACAAACAAUGUACAAAGUACAGUUAUAUUACUAUAUUAGUGUAAUCAUUCAUGGUGACUGAUGGAGGAAGGAAAAUCUACAGUUGAUGCUCCAAUCUAAGUCAGUAAAAAUACCGGGUAUUCUUUGUAAUCGGCUCUUCGGGAAGAGAAGAAAUGGCUGUGAGUUUUGAAUGAUAUUUUGAUGGUUUUUGAUGAUUUUUUGAUGGUUUAAAAACUAAACGGAACGCGGAAAAGAUACACUGAAAAAACAUGGAGUUGGAAAAUGUGCCGAUCAAUACCAACACACUUACGUCCCAUGGAAGCACCGAGGAUAAUUUGUCAGGGGCAAAUGAUAUCAGCAACAUGGAUGAAGUUCCUUUGGAUGGAACUCAUCUGCUGACGGUCGAACAAGUUAAAUUUUGGAGGAAAUCCGCUUUAGUCGUUGCCUGGACUUCUGUCAUUGUUCUCUUAGUACUGGGUUGCAUAAGUUUCGGUGUUUCUAUUAUGACAGAAAGUGCGGCUACAUUUGGAUUUGCAUUUGAUUGCAUUCUGGAUGUCUGUACAUCAGCUGUCGUCAUUUGGAGAUUUUAUGGUUCUUUAACAAACGUCUACUCUGAGCGCAGAGAAAGAAUUGCCUUGCUAUUCCUAGCAUCUUUUUUCCUAAUUGCCAGCUUUGCUAUCAUUGUACGAGACAUCACCGAGGUCUUAGACCAAACCCAUACGAAAAAUUUUUCAGUCUUGUACACACUAGCUGCAGUCAGCGGGACAGUAUGUUUAUUCCUGGCGUUGUUUAAGAUUGUAAUUGCUAAGAAACUCGAGAGCAAGGCAGUAAAAAGUGACGGUUACAGUUCUUUGGCUGGUGCUGUGACAGGUUUCAGUAUUUUGGUCAGCUCAGAGGUAUCCAGUAAACAUCCAACUGUGUGGUACCUAGACAACGUUGUUGGAUUCUGCAUAGCUUUCCUGCUAUUUGUGUAUGGAAUAAUGUUAUUAACGGAUGCGUUGACCUUGGAUGCUUGUCCUUGUUCGAGAUGUUGUUGCUGGAAAGACCCAGCAGCAAAACAAGCUGAUCUCCAGGAAAAACAAGUUGUUAAAGGAGAUAAGUAAACCGUCGGACAUCCGUUUCAGAACUGUGCUCCAGAGUCGCAGCGAACCAAAUUCUGAAUUAAGUACAAGAAAAGUUUGGCGUCUGAAACAGUUAGACCUUGGCCCUUGUCUUUAUUCGCAAUAUAAAGACAGGUCACUGCUCCUUAAAUCCAGUGAUUUCAUUGUACAAUGAUACCAUUUCAUAAACUUGCAGUGAAAUGAGCUAGUUUUCCAUAGAUGCCCAAACAGCUGUCACGUCCGCAAUGGAAUUUGACUGUGUCUCUCUAUGUCCAAUUAAUGUAGGUCAAAGGUGAAUAUACACGCCUGUCUCGAGGCAGGUUUGUGGCAUUAAUCACAAGCCUCGAAGUGUGACGUCAGAUGUUCAGGCUAAGAGUGACUGGACUCUGGAGCGCCUUGGUUUCAGACGUUGAUCUUGUCAUGAGUCAAGGGCAAUGUAAAUGUUAUAAUAUGUUCGCCUGUCUAAAGGGGAGGGGGGGGGGGGUUCACCGCGACUCUGGCAUGCCUGUCUGAAACGGUGUAAAGGGAUCAGUGGUUGACAAUAUUCAAUGUUUUUUCAAACGGUGUCUUGCAAAACUUGAGUUACUGGAUUGAGUGGAUGAGCUAACGAACAUAUGCUUCUAAUACUUCCAAGAUUCAAUGAAGCAGAUGCAUUCUCUAAUAGUAGGCAUUACAAAGGCUUUAAAUGUUUCAUAGAGCCAGGUGUAAAUAAGAAAAUUUAUUAUCGUCUUAUUAUUGGUGUAUAUAUUUCAAAAGGUGACUACAUUAUAAUCUUUCACAGCGACUUGGCUUUUAUAAAUGCUGUUGUUUGUGAAAAAAAAAAGAUAAGGUAUAUUAUAUAUUUAUUUAUUCCAUUGUGAAGUUCGGAUAUGAAUCUAUUAAGAUAUCACUUUGACAAUAACUAUUGUAAGGAUGAAUAGCACCCUCUGUUGACUAUUUUGUGAGUUAUUAAUAAUCCAAUGUGAUUUUAUAGGAUUUUAAGUUCUGGUUCUAAGUUUGGUUUAGGUUUAAAUAAGGAGCAAGUUCGAGUGCGUAACUACACGUAGCUCUCACAUUGACCAUAUCGACCACAAGUGUCAAGACCGCGACUCGAACCCCCUCUACAGAUCAGAAACACCGGAGCUUGAUUCCGGUGCGCUCGGCCACGACACGGUACUUUCUGAAUAAAAGAAGAAGAGUCUUAACAACUGAUAUAAUUUUGUAAAGAGAGGAGUUUAUUUGACCCAUACCACGUAUUAUUGAUUUAAGAGAAUAGAACUAUCUUUAUUACAUGCAAUUUUUGUCUUUUAACUAGAAAGGUCUUUUUGUAACAAAAAUAUCGUUCAAUAACAAAAAUACGUUUUUAAAGAUUUGUGUGCAUGAUACACGGGCACUUCUCAAAAUACCAGAGAUUGUUUUGUUCAUUUUUAUGACGGAAUCAAUUUAUAAAGCAAAGCCGUUUGAAAAAGCGUUUUUACAAACUGUGGUUGGCAUUUUAGUUACAAAAAAUUAGAGAAUGAUCUUUACUAAAGCUGGAAAAAUAAUAAAUAAACCAGUGACUAAAUCAUAAGAAGGUGUUUUCCCGUUAGAUAAAAUUGGGGACAAAAGUUAAAGGUCACAAAUACAAUUUUUCUAUUUGGAAAUAUGAUAAGAUCUGGCUCUGGCACAACCGUAAGCCUUGCUCCAGGUCUGCGGGAACGGGUUUGCUAUAAGCGCUGCAUCACCCCCAUUAAUAGGGACGGGGUUGCUGGAAUUUACUAAAAGCCUCCCUACUUUUUGAACAUGCAAAUAUGUAUAUUUUAUCACAGGAUAAUUCUUACUUAAUAAAAAAAAAAAUCCCUGAAAAAAGAACAAAUUGCAAUCACAAAAAAAUAAUCAAUUAUGCUGAAUUCCGGCUAUUUCAGCACCACGCCCUUUAUACAUGUCUAACUUUCAUGACAUUGGCACCGCUGGCAUGCAUUCAACACAGCAUUGAAAUGCAAAAAUGCGCUCUCGCAGGCCUGCCUUGCUCUAGGCCUUUAUCCUCAACAAUGCACAGAGGUUGGAUCGGGUUUUUGUUCACAGGUACCCCCUUUUUUAAGCAGACUAAUCUGGAUUUACAACAGGGUUGUAGUUGGAUUUGCCGUAGUUUUUGCUUUAAAACACCUUAUUGUACUGAUACUGAUAACUAGUCCAAGUGAAGCUUAGACCGUAUCCAAAUUGGCAUCUACAGAUACGGCUGCGGCUGUUGUUAAGGCUGUUGCUAAGGAUGUCCUACACAUCAACACAUGAUAACGAAAAAAUCUAGCCGUAGCCGCCAAUUCGGACACAGCUUCAUCUUGAUUCUGGAGAUACCUGAUUUGACAGUGAAACAAUUUUACUUUUCCAUUAAAUCUACAAACACAUGCAACAUGAAGUACUGUAUUUUUGUUAGUACUGCUCUAAAGCACUUUAAGAGACACUGUAUGUACUGUACUUAUACGUUACUAAAUUUCCUUAAUUGAAGUUUAUAUUGCAACUACUAGAUCUUGUUCCUUGAAUGGUUAAAUAUCUACAAUAAAAGUUGAGCUAAGUAUGUUUAAGAAGGAGUUGUGAGACAAUGAAUGAUUAAUCAACU
Asterias rubens (European starfish) is the source of this 3713-nucleotide messenger RNA. RefSeq names its product transmembrane protein 163-like. Gene Ontology annotation, cellular component: membrane. Bases 308 to 1141 code for a protein of 277 amino acids. Gene Ontology annotation, biological process: monoatomic cation transport; transmembrane transport. Gene Ontology annotation, molecular function: monoatomic cation transmembrane transporter activity. The transcript is spliced from 9 exons. The record is from RefSeq and is a predicted model, not a curated record. Lineage: Eukaryota; Metazoa; Echinodermata; Asteroidea; Forcipulatida; Asteriidae.